AUGGCUACGCCCCUGGUGGCGGGUCCCGCAGCUCUACGCUUCGCCGCCGCGGCUAGCUGGCAGGUUGUGCGCGGACGCUGCGUGGAACAUUUUCCGCGAGUGCUGGAGUUUCUGCGAUCUCUGCGUGCUGUUGCCCCUGGCUUGGUUCGCUACCGGCACCACGAACGCCUUUGUAUGGGCCUAAAGGCCAAGGUGGUGGUGGAGCUGAUCCUGCAGGGCCGGCCUUGGGCCCAAGUCCUGAAAGCCCUGAAUCACCACUUUCCAGAAUCUGGACCUAUAGUGCGGGAUCCCAAGGCUACAAAGCAGGAUCUGAGGAAGAUUUUGGAGGCACAGGAAACUUUUUACCAGCAGGUGAAGCAGCUGUCAGAGGCUCCUGUGGAUUUGGCCUUGAAGCUGCAGGAACUUGAACAAGAGUAUGGGGAACCCUUUCUGGCUGCCAUGGAAAAGCUGCUUUUUGAGUACUUGUGUCAGCUGGAGAAAGCACUGCCUACACCGCAGGCACAGCAGCUUCAGGAUGUGCUGAGUUGGAUGCAGCCUGGAGUCUCUAUCACCUCUUCUCUUGCCUGGAGACAAUAUGGUGUGGACAUGGGGUGGCCGCUUCCAGAGUGCUCUGUUACUGACUCAGUGAACCUGGCUGAGCCCAUGAAACAGAAUCCUCCUCAGCAACAAAGACUAGCACUCCACAAUCCUCUGCCAAAAGCCAAGCCUGGCACACAUCUUCCUCAGGGACCAUCUUCAAGGACGCACCCAGAACCUCUAGCUGGCCGACACUUCAAUCUGGCCCCUCUAGGCCGACGAAGAGUUCAGUCCCAAUGGGCCUCCACUAGGGGAGGCCAUAAGGAGCGCCCCACAGUCAUGCUGUUUCCCUUUAGGAAUCUCGGCUCACCAACCCAGGUCAUAUCUAAGCCUGAGGGCAAGGAAGAACAUGCGAUAUACACAGCAGACCUAGCCAUGGGCACAAGAGCAGCCUCCACUGGGAAGUCUAAGAGUCCAUGCCAGACCCUGGGGGGAAGGGCUCUGAAGGAGAACCCAGUUGACUUGCUUGCCACAGAGCAAAAGGAGAAUUGCUUGGAUUGCUACAUGGACCCCCUGAGACUAUCAUUAUUACCUCCUAGGGCCAGGAAGCCAGUGUGUCCUCCAUCUCUGUGCAGCUCCGUCAUUACCAUAGGGGACUUGGUUUUAGACUCUGAUGAGGAAGAAAAUGGCCAGGGGGAAGGAAAGGAAUCUCUGGAAAACUAUCAGAAGACAAAGUUUAACACCUUGAUACCCACUCUCUGUGAAUACCUACCCCCUUCUGGCCACGGUGCCAUGCCUGUUUCUUCCUGUGACUGUAGAGACAGUUCUAGACCUUUGUGAUAGAACUAAAAUGCUCUCUGUACUCUAGUCUCCUGCCUCCUCAGCUCUGCAAGUAGUUUAGUAGGAAUGAAGUGGAAGUCCAGGCUUGGAUUGCCUAACGACACUGCUAAAAAUAUUUGUAAUCCUUAAUAAUUAAACUUUGGAUUUGUUAAAA
Molecule: messenger RNA, 1510 nt
Organism: Gorilla gorilla gorilla (western lowland gorilla)
Lineage: Eukaryota; Metazoa; Chordata; Mammalia; Primates; Hominidae
Gene: TINF2
Product: TERF1 interacting nuclear factor 2
Exons: 9
Coding region: 1-1356 (451 amino acids)
Biological process (GO): regulation of telomere maintenance via telomere lengthening; telomere capping
Cellular component (GO): shelterin complex
Molecular function (GO): telomeric repeat DNA binding
Source: RefSeq, a predicted model, not a curated record